AUGUCAAAGACCACUUCUCCAAAUUCUCGUGGGGUUAUCCAUUCAAAAGAAGCCGUAACUGCUGCUGAAAAAUUAUCAAGUCUGUUUUAUCUAUUUGGUGCUCCAAGAAUUCUUCAAUCGGACAAUGGCAAAGAAUUUGUCGCUCGAGUUAUUAAAGUAAAGAUAAAGAAAAAUUGUACAGGUCGCACUAGCAGGAUUCUCUGGAGCGUAUCUUUAUUUUUUGGAGGAAUUAAAAAAUCAAUGGCGUGGCCUUGUCAUUAUAAACGGACGACCAAGACAUCCAUCGGUGGACAUACAUCUGUGGAGUGUGGUAAUCAGACGUUAGAACUGGCACUUGGCAAAUGGAUGCAGCAAAAUAAUACCAAAGCAUGGUCAAAAGGUUUGAGUCCAGCUAUUUAUGCCCUUAAUACAAGUUACGCUGAAUCAACAAAAGAAACUCCAUACGAGGUGGUUUUUGGUCAGCAACCGAGAUGUGAUCUUGAAAGGUGGAGAAUUUUGGCUAAUUCUGGCAUCGAAGAUGAGGAAGAUUUAUCUGCGGAUUUCGCCGAACAAUUACAUGAACCUCAACCAAUGAUCGAUGUGGAACCUGUUGAUACCGAAUAUAUUACUCAUAAUCCAACAGUAACAGAUACAGCGGCAACAAUACCACUCGAUGAGACACAAACAGUACCAAUGAAUCUAUCAGAAACAUCUAAUGAAGUUAUUGAUGUUCCACCCGCUUGUCUCAAUCCAACAAAUCGUCAUAAACGUGUUCGAGAUGAAGCAGAAGAAAAUUAUUUGAAAACCAUUGAAAAACGUGAAAAACUGUACGAUGCCGCUACACAACGUUCUGCAUACGUCAUUGGCGAUUUAGUUGGACUAAAAAUCGAUCGAGUUGAUCGUACAAAUGUUACAGCCAAAAUAUUACCCUGUAAAAUUAUGUCAAUUCAAAUAUCGUCCAAUGAUACCAAUAUGUAUCGAUUAUGUACAAAAACAUGUAUUCUAUCUACAUCGUAUCAAAUACAAGAUUUAUCGGAUUUAACAAAAUGUAACUUUAAUGAUUUACGUACGGUUGAUCCAUCGACAUUACCAACAAAAACAUUCAUCCAAGCUUGUCAGGAAUAUAUGUGUAUUAGUUCCGGUGUAGAUAUUUCUGCAGAAGCUUGCCAUUGUAAAGGUCAAUGUGCCACGAAACAUUGUCUAUGUAAAGCCCAAAAAGUAAAAUGUGAGUGCGAUGCUUCAUCGGACUUACGCCCAUAUAAUAUUGAACGAUUUUAUUGA
Molecule: messenger RNA, 1260 nt
Organism: Didymodactylos carnosus
Lineage: Eukaryota; Metazoa; Rotifera; Eurotatoria; Philodinida; Philodinidae
Source: the annotation of a GenBank genome assembly